This is a messenger RNA of Amorphotheca resinae ATCC 22711, 1274 nucleotides long. RefSeq lists its product as hypothetical. Gene Ontology annotation, molecular function: dioxygenase activity. The coding region runs from base 177 to 1169 and encodes 330 amino acids. The transcript has 5 exons. The record is from RefSeq and is a predicted model, not a curated record. Lineage: Eukaryota; Fungi; Ascomycota; Leotiomycetes; Helotiales; Amorphothecaceae.
UGCGGAACAAAUAGUUGCAAACCCUAUCGAUGUUAUCAGCCGUUGAACUCUUCUCUAUCACAGUCCCCUGCAGACGCCCUUGCCAUUUCAAAUCACACGAAGUAGAGUCUGUAGACUCCGGAAUAGCUUCAAUUUCUUCCAUUUCCAUUUGAAUACCCUCCAUUGCAACUAUCAAGAUGGGCUCCGUCGAGGUGACUAUCCCAGUGAUCGAUAUCUCCGGCUACCUCUCUGGCGACGAAGAGUCCAAGAAAAAGGUCGCAGAUGAGAUCCGUGAAGCAUGUGAAACCCAAGGCUUCCUCCAAGUGGUUGGGCAUUCAGUUUCUAUCGAUCUCCAAGAACGCUACCUCGCUGCUGUUGCCGAAUUCUUCAACCUCCCUCUCGAGGAAAAGGAGAAAGUCGCCCUGACAAAGUCGCAAUGCCAUCGCGGAUACGAACGAAUCGGUGGACAAAAACUUGAUGAACUUGACGACCAGGCCACGCCUGAUCAGAAAGAAGGAUUCUCGAUCCGACGGGAUAGACCCCUUGGUCGAUUCUUGGAAGGUCCAAACCAGUGGCCUGAAGCACUUCCUCAUUUCAAGACCAUUUCCAUGGAGUAUUACGAGGCAGUUCAUCAGUUGUCAAAGACUAUGUUCAGACUUGUGGCACUCUCACUGGGACUUCCCGAGGAUCACUUUGAUUACUUCGCAUCAGAUCCAAAUGGUAUUUGUCUCUGCCGCGCGCACCACUACCCUCCGACGCCAAAAGACGCUGCAGGAAGAACUCGAGGAGUUGGAUCUCAUACCGACUUUGGUGCUCUCACACUUCUACUCCAAGAUUCUGUCGGCGGUCUUGAAGUUCUCCACAAGCCAACUGGAACCUGGCACCCCGUGAUACCUAUCAAAGGCGCAUAUGUAGUCAACAUCGGUGACCUGAUGCAAAUCUGGACCAACAACCGCUACAAGUCAACUAUGCACCGUGUUAUUAGCCCCUACAGCGAGAAGGACAGAUACUCAUGUGCUUUCUUUAAUGAUGGUGCUUUGGAUGCGGUUGUGGAAUGUAUCCCCACUUGCUUGAAGCCAGGAGAGCAGCCGUUGUAUGCACCAUUGAAGGUGGAGGACCACUGCAUCAAGCGUUACAAGCAGAGUUACGGGGCAGCCGGAACGGAGCUUGCAACAGCUAUUGCCGUUUGAUUAAACAGGCCGAGCGCUUUAUUGUAUUAUGGGGUGACCAGCUGAAGGGAUGAACUUUGCUAGUACUUCAAUUCAACUUUGUCUACACAUUGCUUUGAGAGUGCG